Messenger RNA from Emiliania huxleyi CCMP1516, 1534 nucleotides. RefSeq lists its product as hypothetical. Gene Ontology annotation, biological process: tRNA pseudouridine synthesis. The transcript has 6 exons. The record is from RefSeq and is a predicted model, not a curated record. Gene Ontology annotation, molecular function: pseudouridine synthase activity. NCBI's taxonomy places the organism in Eukaryota, Haptophyta, Isochrysidales, Noelaerhabdaceae. Bases 28 to 1056 code for a protein of 342 amino acids.
CGGGUUCGUCCAGCCCGCGGUCUCACGAUGGGUAGCACCGCCUGCCAGCUGUGCACGCUGAGGUUGAGCGGCACCCGCACCGCCGGCGAGUAUGGCCAGGCGUCGGCAGAGGCGGCGGCUGACACUCCGGUGUGCUCACUCUGCCUCGGCACCCUGGAGGAGCGCACCCUCGACGCCGCCUGCAGGGCCGUGGCCGAGGCUGCCGUAGCGUAUGAGGUGACGCAGUUUACGCUCAACAUCCAGCUGCCGUCGAGCAUGCUCGUGCGAGAGCGCGCGGCGAAGCUCAAGCCGUCGCCCGCCGAUGCCGCCGCCGCCGCCGCCGACUCUGCCGCCGCCACCCGCGCCGACAUUGUGGACAUCAAGGAGGCGCUGCGCUGGGCUCUGAUGGAUCGGCUCGCACGCGCCACCGGGCUGGCGAGCGCCACCGACGCCGCCCUGCAGAUCAGCGUGCUGGUGCGGCGGCCGUGCGCGGAGGAGGCCAUGGCCGAUCUCGACCUGCUCCGCCCGCUGCUGCCUCCGCCGCCGCGCUCGCGGCCCAAGCGCAAGUGGGGGCGGGGUGGCGGGCGGGGCGGCGAGACGGCCGGCGGGCAGGGCGGCGAGGCCGGCGGUGGGCGCGGCGGCGAGGCGGGCGGGGCCGAGGCCGCCGACUCGAUUCGGUCUGUGCUCAAGGCGCUCUCAAGCGAGCGCGCAGACCAGCUGCUGCGCGCGUCCGCGCUCUGCCCGCCGCAGCCGCCGAGCCGGCCGAACGUGCUCUCGGUGUCGGUGGAGCACGCGGCCGUCUUUCUGGGCGGGCGCUACCUCAAGCUCUCCCGCCAAUUGCCGCAGACGGCGUGGAUCAUCGACGGUGUGCGCAAGUGCCCCAGCUCGGUCGAGGAGAUCAUCGCCGCGCCGGUGCUGAAGGCCUUUGGCGCCGCGAGCCUCAAGUUCCACUCGGCCGUCCCUUCAUGCUCGAGCUUCGGGGCGCGCACCGCAGCGCCCUCCCCGCCGGCGGGCUGGAGGCGCUGCAGACGCAGAUCGCGCAGUCGGGCGUCGUGCACGUGCCGGAGCUGCGCGUGACCGAGGCGCUCGUGCAGUCACUCAUCAAGGAGGGCGAGGACGGUCACUGUAAAGACUACCGCGCGGUGGUCCGGCUCGGGCGCGACGUCUCCCAGGUGGAGCUCGACGCGCUGGGCCGACAGUGCCCCGUCGAGCUCGCGCAGCUGACUCCUCUGCGCGUGCUGCAUCGGCGGUCGCACGCGUCGCGGCCGCGCUCCGCGGGGACGUACGUCAAGGAGUUUGUGCACGGCGACUUCGGGCGCACCUCGCCCUCGCUCGGCGACCUGCUCGGCUGCGAGGCGGACAUCCUCCAGCUGGACGUGCUGGGCGUGCGGCCGGCGCGCGAGAGCGCCCAGCCGCCGCCGCCCCUGCCGCCCUUGCCGGAGUGAUAGCGGGGGACCGGGGGAUGGGGAGGGAUCGGCACGGUGACCGCGCGGGCGCGUGUGAGCGGACCACCCGGGGUGAUGAUAAAGUUAAAGAAAACGCUCGUCCAACCUCC